Messenger RNA from Emiliania huxleyi CCMP1516, 495 nucleotides. RefSeq lists its product as hypothetical. Bases 1 to 495 code for a protein of 164 amino acids. The record is from RefSeq and is a predicted model, not a curated record. NCBI's taxonomy places the organism in Eukaryota, Haptophyta, Isochrysidales, Noelaerhabdaceae. The transcript is spliced from 3 exons.
AUGACCUUCGACGACUCGAUGCCCAUCGUACCCGAAACGCCGACUACGGCUUGCGUGGAGGCGGACAGUCCCCGCACGAUGCGCUCUGGGCACGGCCACUCCGAGAAGAUUGGCUUCGGAGUCGCCGAGCACAUGCUGGCGGCGGUGGGCCGGACGCUCACCGGCCGCCUGGUGGCGCACGGCGGCGAGAUUGUUGAGGCGCAGGCCACCGGCGCCGUCGCCAAGGCGCGCAAGCUCCUCGCCGCGGCUCGCCGCCGGCUGACGCGAGGCAAGGUCCGCGCCACGCCGGCAGAGGUUGCGGCGGCGCCGCACGCGCUUCUGCUGCCCGCGCAGUGGUGCCUGUUCUCGGCGUGGCGUGCGACAGCCUUCGGCUGCGCAGCGUUCUCUUCUGGCCACACCCACAUUUCGUUUGUAGGCGCGGCGUGCGACAGCCUCGACUGCCUCGCCCACGUGCUCGUGCUGCCGUGCUUGCUGCUCGACGGCGGCCGCCUCUGA